Drosophila arizonae is the source of this 1416-nucleotide messenger RNA. RefSeq lists its product as uncharacterized. Lineage: Eukaryota; Metazoa; Arthropoda; Insecta; Diptera; Drosophilidae. The record is from RefSeq and is a predicted model, not a curated record.
CUAAAAGAUUGUCUGAGAUAUGUUUUGGAAGACUUUCACGCAGCUGCCGCUGCUGCUGGUGCUGUUGCUGCUGCUGCAGCUCGGCGCAUCAGCGUUUGCUUCAAAGUCGUCCUAUUUGCGUGACAGCACAACUGAAAUGCCAUCCACUAGCAAUCAAGGACCGAGCCCGAGCCAGAAUCAGAGUCCCAGCCAGAGUCAGAGUCAGAGUCAAAGCCAGACGCCAGCUACUGUAGCGGAGGAGCAUUUUCCGGCUGUUGCGCCGCCGCAGGCAGCGGUUGAAGCGGAGACAGGUCUGCUGCAGCCACCGCUGUUGCCCACUGUGGAGGCUGAGGACGGACUGCGUCGUCGCGUAGUCACCUACGAUCAGCGGCAGGAGGGCCAGUAUAACAUACGUGGCGAUCUGGAAAACUUCAUGAUACUGGUGAUCCCAUCCGCUACCCAGGACAGUUUCACUCUCUUGGACCUGUUGAGCAAGUCCGCCAUGCGUGGCGGCACGAAGAGCAACAGCAAGCGUAAGCAUGCCUCGGCACUCAAAUCCUUCUACCAGCGACAGCAGCUGCAGCAGCAGCAGCAGCAACAGCAGCAGGUACUGCAGCAGAUGCCCCAGUCGGGAUUGCCAGGUGGUUUGCCCGAGUUUAUUGAGGGACGCACGCCGUACCAUGUGGACAUCUCUGCCACCAAUGAGGAGCUACUGCAGCAGCAGCAGCAACAGCAUCCGCGUCUGCAUCGCCAGCAGGUGGAUGUGUUGCCACCUCAGCUGAUUCCCAUGCCGCAGCUGAUCAAGCCGUAUCACCUGGAAGCGGAGCCGGAGCUAAUACAGGCGUUGCCCCCCGUGCCUGCCAGCAGCAGCAGCAGCAACAAUCUACUCGAAGGCUUUAACCAGGCGAACUCCCAGUAUUAUCGCAAUUCUCGCUCGCUGCGCGGCCCAAGCUUCCUGGAGACCAAUCGCCUGGCUGGCGACUCCAUGGCCAGCUCCAAUGCACGCGCCAUUAGCGUGCCCCUGUACCGCACCGAUGUGGCUCGCAGUCAAGCCCAGCCGGGCACUGCGAGCGUCCUGUAUCCGCCCAUCGAUGUGCCUGCCUACAUAAUUAACGAGGCACAGCCGCGUAAUUGGCAACUGAGCGAUGAGCCCACACCGAUACAGCCCAAGCAUCUGAUCGAUGGCGAGCCCCUGCUCAGCUUCGAGCUACUGGGCGAUGCCCUGGCUGACUCCAAGGCCCUAUUGCGCGACGGCCUGGCACGCUGUUCACCGGGACAGCGACGCGACAGCUAUGGCGCCUGCCGCCAGGUCGAGGGAUACUGAGACUGAAACACUUUCUAGACUGCUCAACGAAAGCGCACAUACAUAUGUAUUAGGCUAAGCUUCGCAAUAAAUGAUUAGGCAUUCGACUUAAGAUUCACACUUUACACACACAC